AUGGCCCAAAAAGUCGCCAAGCAACCCAACAUGAAGAAUCUUACGGCUCUUGCCACCAAACGCCAGAAGCUGACACAGCAAAUUAUAAAAUUCAAUGAAGACACUCUGAAGUACAUGGGAGAGGACGCGUUCGAAUCCCUUACUGGAGCCCUUGAGUGGAUAGAAGAUUUCACAGGUUUGGAUGAAUCCGACAACGAAGUUGAGGGACUGGGCAUCAGUUCGGGCCAUGGGGAGUAUCACCCAGAGGAUACCUGUUUGCCAUUCCCAUCGCGGGUUGAAGAUACUGUCAGGCUGCAACUCAGUAUCACUCGACUUGCGGAAAAGGAAUUGGAUCUAUGCAAAGCUUUUGCUAAUGAUUGCUCACAGAAUAUUUGGGUGGCUGUCGGCAACAAAUCCUUCCAUUACAAAAAUCAUCUGCAGACCCAGGCUCAAGUUGCAAUUCAAAGUGUCGAACGCAACCUGAAGCACCACUGCCGCUUGUAUUCUCAAAACCUCCACAAUAUGGAAUUGCUAGGCCUGGCCCGAAGUCAGGACUCAGUGUAUCGAAGACUCACGAAUGAAGACUUGAAGGCUAGUCCUUCCCUUGUGUUACCAAAUAUUCCUGGCCAGCCAUGUCAGCUAUAA
Messenger RNA from Cyclocybe aegerita, 624 nucleotides. Lineage: Eukaryota; Fungi; Basidiomycota; Agaricomycetes; Agaricales; Hemipholiotaceae. The record is from the annotation of a GenBank genome assembly.